Molecule: messenger RNA, 2646 nt
Organism: Penicillium macrosclerotiorum
Lineage: Eukaryota; Fungi; Ascomycota; Eurotiomycetes; Eurotiales; Aspergillaceae
Exons: 2
Coding region: 1-2646 (881 amino acids)
Biological process (GO): spindle assembly; meiotic cell cycle; cytoplasmic microtubule organization
Cellular component (GO): gamma-tubulin complex; equatorial microtubule organizing center; spindle pole
Molecular function (GO): gamma-tubulin binding; microtubule minus-end binding
Source: RefSeq, a predicted model, not a curated record
AUGGCGCCGGCGACUGUGGGCUCACUCACCGAGGAGUUGAUCACUGCCCUCGUUGGAGUCUUGCCGGCCCAAAAAAAGUCUCCGCACUUUGAGACACUCAAAAGUCGCGUAGGAGAACUACUACGUCCCGGGGUUCAUGGGCGAACUGAUCAAUUUGCAGUGGCCCGCCAGCUGGAUGGCCUGCAGGAGAAGUUCCAGGUGCUGGAUCGUGAUGACUUGGCUGUGGCUCUUCGCAAUCGGCUUGCAGAGUUAGAGACACAUGAUAAUUCCUGGCACCCCGAAAUUCUGAGCUUGCUCCUGCAAUUAUCGGAUCGCCCAGCUCAUCUGUCUAAAGUUGAACGGCUGGAGACACUGGUACCGAUUGCGCCUGCUGAAGAAGCGACGCUAUCAUGGGCAGAUAUCGAUGCUCAUGGAACUGCCUUCAGCGAUGAGGACAUUUGGGAAGAAGUGGACUUUGCUGCCGGCUCUUCGGAUGACGACUUCUCUUCAAUAACUAGCGAGGUAUCCAUUCCUCCGCAAACCGUCACCGAGGCACACAUUACCCCGGAAGUAGAAUACGUUAUGCCAAACGAAAUCUUUAUCCCCGACAGAGAUGAAGGACUCAUUGAAUCCUUGGGUAAAUCCCAAUUUUGGAAUCCCAAAGUUCACACCUCAGCCAUUCAAAAAGAUGGACAUGCAUCUCAAGUCAUCACCGAACUGCAGCUCGCGCGAGAAACGAUUUUCAUGCUACGAGGUCUCCCAACAUCCAUAUUUUGGCGGUUUGAUGGAGAAAUUGAAGUGGAUCAAAGAUAUACACUUGACCAUUCAUCUAGCGUGGCGCUCUCAUUCAUUUUACAGUCCUUCACUCAAAUUGGCAUUAAGUUUGACGCAGUGAGACGCUUUACGGAUACACCUCAGGAUUUGCCUUAUAUGCAGACUUUCUGCAGAGGUAUUGAAGACCACCUGCGUGAGUUUGAUGGAUUUUUGUCUCAAAUAGAAAGGGACUAUCUAUCUGCUGGCUCGACGGUCAGCAUCCUCCAACUGCUUGAUAGUGUGCGCCAGCGCUCCAAUGAUCUACUGCUUCUAUCGGAUUUGAUAUCCAAACUGGGAUCGAACUCGACUGAACCAAUGCGGUGCCUCAAUUUAUUAUAUGAUUUGGUCUGCAUGAUGGAGGCGCUUGGCAAUGAUUCUUCAUGCCAAAUCAUUGCUACUCUUUUCUUCUCUUGCUUCAAAACUUAUACACAAUCUAUUCAGCUAUGGAUGGAGACGGGUCAAGUCGAUCCUUCAGAUACGGCAUUCUUUGUGCGCAAGAAUCAAGAAAAUGGUGACCUAAGAACGCUUUGGCAUGACUGGUUCAUGUUAGAUGAAGGUCUCGACAAACAGAAAAUCCCACGUUUUUUGGAAGCUGGCAUCCGCAGAGUGUUCAAUAUCGGCAAGAGCAUGGUCUUCUUACGUCAUUUGAAUGCAUUGCCAGAUCUCUCGGAAUCUGCUCUAAAGUCCGACACCAUGCUUGACAAGAUGGGUUCCUUGACAUUGUCGUCUUCACUGUCGCUUCCUUUCUCUGCCUUAGUGGAGACUGCUUUCAACCGGCUGGUUGAUGCUAAUCAUUCUAUUAGCGCAGGUCUCCUCCGAACGGAACUUGAUGAACAAUGCGGCCUGUGGGCUUCACUCGACGCUCUGCAACAUACCUAUCUGGCUCAAGACUUGGGUAUCCUCAGUGUGAUUGAUGCUAAGAUUUUUGAGUUAAUGGACCGAGGUCGAUCGUGGGAUGAUAAGUUCCUUCUGACCGAGGUUACGAGGUCGGCGUUUGGAACAAAGCCCUGUAUCGACCUCUCAAGGCUGGUGGUACGAUCAGAUAGAUCCUCCACUCAUGAUUCCCAGGAUCUCACCCGCACAGUCAGAAUACUUGAAACUAUUUCAAUUGACUAUGUACUUCCAUGGCCUGUUGCGAACCUCAUAACACGAGAUGCUAUCCGGUCUUACCGACAAAUUGCAACAUUCCUGAUGCAGAUCAGAAGGUCAAAAUAUGCUGUUGUGAAACGACGUAUACGAGAUGCUCGAAAAGCCUUGGGAGAUGACAGACUCGAUACUCUUGUUUACGCCCUGCAUCAUCAUCUCCUCUGGUUCCUUGAUAUCAUCUACGCACACCUUACGCAUCUUGUCAUUUCUACCGCAAAUCAGUCAUUAAUUUCCGCUCUGUCCAGUGCCCCGGAUGUUGACGCUAUGAUCGCCGCUCAUCGAUGCUAUAUGUCUUCUCUGGAAGAUCAGUGUCUUCUAUCCGACAAUCUUUCACCAAUCCGAGAAGCAAUUAUUAAUCUUCUAGACCUCUGUAUUCACUUUGCAGACUUGCAAGCGGUGCAUGCUGCCGAGAAUGACCUCGUCAAACAGGGUGAUGUUGGUGAAUUGGACGUAUUUCGAAGAAGAAAUAAUGAAGAUUCCGACUAUGAUUCCGACGAGGAAGACGAUUUUGAACACGAGCACACUCUGACAGUGUCAUUCCGAGAGUCUUCCUACGAAUAUCAAAUGCGAGAUCUAAAGCGCAGAUUCGAUCACCUCAUUACCUUCGUUGCCGAUGGCCUCAAAGGUGUUGCUCGCGCGGAUGGUCUACCUAGCUGGAACAUCUUGGCAGAAAAAUUAGAUUGGCGGAAAGGGUGGCAGAAAAUCUAA